CUUCACGUUACUCGCAGCCGCGCCUAUAUUCUAAUCUUAAUGGUGAGUACGCAUGCCACGUCGGCAGGCCGAGAUGUUCUAUACACUGACGGGUGGGGCUAAUGGAUGACAGCGAGACGACACCCAGUAUGACAGCGAGACGACGACGACGAGUAGUACAUCAGUGCGUUGUCGGAAGCGCCGCUAUGUAUGUAAGCUUCCAAAUCACAACAGUGUGCUCGCGCCUGACAGUUGUCUUCGGGACGCCUUGUUCGCCGAUGAUUCUGUGUGCUACUCUACUAUUACCUAGGAGAGUAUGACGAAGCUCUUUCGUUCGCACUUGCGGCGGGGAGCGCAUUUGAGGCACACGCGGCCACUGCUGGCGUAGGCGAAUGCGUCGAGA
This is a messenger RNA of Fomitopsis serialis, 382 nucleotides long. RefSeq lists its product as uncharacterized. The record is from RefSeq and is a predicted model, not a curated record. The transcript has a single exon. Lineage: Eukaryota; Fungi; Basidiomycota; Agaricomycetes; Polyporales; Fomitopsidaceae. The coding region runs from base 102 to 299 and encodes 65 amino acids.